Messenger RNA from Babjeviella inositovora NRRL Y-12698, 591 nucleotides. RefSeq lists its product as uncharacterized. Gene Ontology annotation, cellular component: cytoplasm. The record is from RefSeq and is a predicted model, not a curated record. The transcript has a single exon. NCBI's taxonomy places the organism in Eukaryota, Fungi, Ascomycota, Pichiomycetes, Serinales. The annotation marks the transcript as partial.
AUGAUCUUGGUUGGGUUCAAGGCUGGCAGAGUCGAUGUCUUUCACGUUCCUGCUGGGUUCAACGGGUCAGAAAACCUCAUUGCCACUAAUACCAACGGGGGAGUCGAGGAGUCUACGCGUUCAGAGUUGAAAUUGGGUGACUUGGUCGUGGUUGAAGCUGAUCGUGGGAAGGACCUAGGAAAGCUUGUUCGGUUGAAUGUUACAAUCGACGAGGCGCGUGUAUUGAAAUUGCGCCAGAAUCAAGAACAACAAGCGGCGUUGGCAGUGGAAAACGAGGGAGUAUCCCCUGAGGCCCACCAACAACCUUCAGCUCCACCAGUCUUGCACUACCCCAAGCCAAUUAUCAGGUUUGCGCAGCGUCCGGAAAUCCUUCAACUAUUAAGCAAACAGGCAGAUGAAAUCAAGGCCAAGCGGAUUUGCCAGUUGAAAGUUCACCAACAUAACUUGUCCAUGUCGAUUAUUGAUGCCGAGUACCAGUGGGAUCGUCGCAAGUUGACGUUCUAUUACCAGGCGAUCCAUCGCAUUGACUUUAGAGACUUGGUGAGAGAGUUGUUUAGAAUUUACAAGACCCGGAUUUGGAUGUGCGCAGUC